CUAUACGUUGUAACGUAUUCAUAAACUCGUUCUAUUGAAUUGUGCUAUUACGUCAUUCUUGUUUUACGUAUAAUGAAUGAUAAAGAUAGAAUAAUACAAAAUAUGUAUGUAUGUAUGUACAUAGAACUUGAUCUUAUCAAAUUUCUUGGAGCGAGAAGAAUUUUCUGAAUUUGUUUAAGUGACUUGUUGAUCGGGCUUAUUUGUACAAACAUUUUGGGAUAUUUUGAUGUGUUGACUUUACGUUUAGCAUAGAGGCGAAUAGAUAUCGGUGUAAGGUGACACUACAUCUUUGAUGAGAAUGUUCAGUCUCGAUUGGGAUUUCGCUUUCCUUCCAGAUCGAUACAGAGGAUCCGGGAAGAACGGCUAUUCUGACGGCGGAAGCCCUUUCUCGUAUCAUUUCGGUGAGGUGUCGGGCGAGAACGUGUCCGCGGGCACGGGACCACGUGGUGGCGACCGUGGAGAGGCGGCGGAUUUAGGUACGCACACGGAAAACAACGACGGGGCCACCCUGGCAGCGAACACAGCGGUCGACGCCAGGGGGGGAAGCCCUCAGGGCGCUCACCUGUCCGGUGCGGCAACCCCCAGACCUCCGCGGGGUAGGAGGCGACAGAACCAGAAUGGUCUCGACACUACCCAAGUUAAAACGGAACGACUCACGCCUGACAACAACUCGACAUCGUCGAGGAGCGUGACGCCUUCUUCGUCGAGUCACCCGGGGACGCCGCCAAAUGCUACGCCCUUGGGGGGACCCGAGGGUCCACCGCCACCCCAUCAUCUCAAGCACAUGGAACAGAUGAUGGGGCGAAACUAUAGUGAUUUCAUGAGGAGUCUCGCCGCCAAGUACAACAACGCCAACCCUAACGACACGCCAAGGAACGGUUACCCUCCGGGUCUAGACCCGAGGUUUCCGGCUUUCAAGGCCGCAGCGACGCCAUUCGUUGGUCUGAUGGCGCCGUUAGGAGCUCCGCAACCGUCGACUGUCCCGACGACCUCACCGCUCUCCAACAAAGAUCCGAAGGAGCAGAAGCAGGAUAGCCUCUUCGGCAACCCCGUGUUUCCGCCUAUGAUCGAUAUGUCGUCCACCCAGGCUCUUUUGCACAUGGUGCGAACUGCCAACGCGGCCCAAAGCGCCGCAGAAUUGGAAACAUAUCUCAAAGGCGCGAACAAGAGAGACGCGGGGGUGACGAGUCCCUUGGAUCUUUCGAGCCCUGGUGGCUUCGCACCUCGCAAGCGGCAAAGGCCGGAAACAAGGAGAUCCGAAAGCGUGUCCCCCAAGCCGAAACCUAUCGCGAGACCAACCACACCUCCGCCGGUCAGGUGUCCGACUCUCUAUGGCCACAUACCUUGCGGCGACGGGCAAGCUGUGAAUCGCUGGACCAUUGAGGACGUCGUCAAUUACGUUUCGUCGAUCGACAUCUGCGCCGAGUACGCACAGAAUUUCCGGGAGCACCGUAUAGACGGCGCGGCACUGCCGCUACUCUCGGAGAACCACCUGACAGGCACGAUGGGCAUGAAGCUCGGUCCAGCAUUGAAGCUGCGCGUGAUGUUGGCUCGGAAACUCGGUGCCUGCACGGUAUGCUUGCAUUGUGCUCACUGUCACCAAACGCCGCUACCGGCGUUAAGCGCAGCGGCAGCGGCGGUGACGCAACAACAACAGCAGCAGCAGCAGCAACAGCAGCAGCAGCAGCAGCAACAACAACAGCAGACGCCGGGUCGGCGACCCAGCAGCACCGGGAACUGACAAACAAUGGCGGAGACUCCUCCAUUGGGGUCCGAGACAGCAGCGGUCGGCAUGACCCCGGCGCCGCCGUCUCCGGAUCCGAACCGGGCCCUCAGGAUAGAACGGCGCGUACCCCGUCCGGUACGCAAGCCGGAAGUCGUCUUCAAAAAGCCUAUCAAGCAAUGACACGUGAACGACGUGUUUAAUAGGGAGAAGACGAUUUCGUAUAUCAGGGAGCAUGGGGACUCCGCCUGUUGUCAAUAAUUAAGCAUCUGGAAGAACUUUUAGAGAUAGAAACUCAGACCAAGAGUUUUAGCCGAGACUGGAUUGAGGAAUACAAAAGAGAAAGAGUAAGCGAGGGAGAGAGUUGGUUGACGUAGCGCGUAUAGCGUUGUAGAGCGUUGAGUGUUCGAGAAUAGAAAUAUUUUUGAGCGUUUUCCGUCGAUCAUCAUGAUAAUCUAAAGCCUAAACUAUAGAGACCUGAAGGACUGUACUUUAGCGAGAAACUGCAAGCUUCGAUUCGUAAUGAUGGAGAACUUUGACGCAGCAUGAUGAAGGUAUGUUAAUUGCGCGCCGUAAAAUUGAAGUUACGAGAAUUGAAACGAAUUAAGCUUCGUUUUUAUUGAACGAGUAUUAUUUGGAGAGAAAAACAAAAAUAUUUUUGAAAAUUCUAUAUGUAUAGCAAUGAUAGAGCGAAACUAUUGGAUGGUUGCAAUCGUGAGGAAAGACGGUCGAAGGAAGAAGUUCAGCUGAAUCGCGAUAGUGUGCAUACAUCGCUGCAAAAAUAGACCUACGUAAUAGAGUAAUAGAAGAAUUAGUAAAAUAACAACGAUUUCCAAACUUAACGUAUUUAUUUUAUUUAGUAAAAUGAUUGUUGAAGUUAUUGGCUAAUUUUGCUAAACAUUUAAUUUUUAUUUGCAUCCAAGAGAGAUUGUACCAGAUUCAAGAAUAGUCACAAAGUUAGUUGAAAGGAAUGGUAAAUAUUUUCUUUGGAUUUAAAUAAUACAAAAAUUAUGAAAAUGAUAUUAAUAUAAACGAAACUACGACAGCUUAGAUUUAUAUGAGGUUUUGUAAAGGUAGAUAAUUUUUAAAACUUGUGAUCUCUAUCAUGGAAUCAGUACUUAAAUAGUAUAUUUUGCAUUGUGAGAAACAGAGAAAAUUAGGAAUGAAUGUCGAAUAAAUACCAUACUUUUGUAUCGCGAUUAUGUUUCACCGUGCGAUAACAAAAUAGAUCAACAAUACAUUUUUGUUUUAAAUAUUUCAGCAAUACAUUAUUAAUUUAAAUAUUUUAGUAAACUAAAUAGAACCAGAAAGUUAAUUCAUUAAAUCGAAGUAUUCUAAAGAUUAUGUGGUCCGUUGGAAUUAAUGUUCGAUUUUCUUUUUGGAGCUUUUCUUUCGGAAGACCAAAACCUAAUAGAUAAUAAAUCAAGCGAGUGCCUAUCUUUCUAAAGUCUUCCAAAACGACGUUGUCGAGUGAUCGUUCAAAUUAAUUUCCGAUGCGCGAUGAGACAUUAUAGAUUACUUUUGCUUACUUGGGAUCAUCUUGAUCGUCGAUCGACAACUUUCUCGAACGACCGAACUCGUAUCUCUGUACGUCACAUGUCGGCGAGGCGAAGAACUACUAACUCAGUGUCGAAAAGAGAAAGAAAAAAAUAAAGAGAAGAGAGUGCGUGAGAGAUACGCGUAUAUGUGUACAUAUGUCGGAACGAUUGCAAUUACGUGCGAGUGUGUGAAGCGGAUGUGAGUAUAGAUAUAUUAAAAGAACACGAUCUAUAUAUACAUAAUCAGCGAGAAGAAUUACGUGCAAUAACAAUAAAUAUACGUUUCGACGCGAUAACUUUUAACUACCGUAGGAGAUACGUAUUUGCUCAAAUCGUUGUUUCUUUUAUAUAUUUUAACGAAGUUUUUUAUAUGGAUGAGAAUUAUUACGAUAAAUAUACUAAAUUAUAUUUUUGCUAAUGCUCUAUGUGCAAGAAUAAAAUCCACGUGCAAGCACAUACACACACAUACAUACACGAAGUAAAAGCAUACACAUACACACAGCAUUGUCACGCGCGACACAUGGACGACGAUGACGACAGUUUCAGGCGCGACGGAUUCGUGUAGCUCUUUAGGAAUUGUACAUUAUAGUGCCUCUUUUAUUUUGUACCCCCUUAAUCUCCAAGAUUCAUGCAACGUCAAAUGUUUAUUUAUUUAGAGAUGUAGUAUCCGCGUUUUGCCUUAUUGUAUUCACGUAACGAUUAAGAUGUAAAUGGUGGUAGGGCGACGACGUCAAACCGCGCAUACACGUAUUACAUUCGCGAGAGAAAGUGUACGUGGCAAACGAAUCAGUUCGUAAGACGAGCAGUAUUUUUUAGAUUACACACAGAACACACACACACACACACACACACACAAGACACGCGUAUACAAACAUUAGCCUGAAUUUACUGCAGACCAUAUAAUUGUAUAUACAUAUACACAUGACACGCCUAAGCAACGUGUUUCUAUACGUACGCUCGCGCUCCCGAGUUUGUGUUUCGUAAAAAAAAAAAAUAAAAAUAAAAAACAAAAAAGAAAAGAAAAAUACGAGAAUAUUAAAAAUUGUAGCAUUUCGAAAUUUGUCCGAGUGUGUUUUAUUUAAUCAGCGAGAGCGAUCAGAAGUGGCGGUGAAAGAAGGAAAUUCCUUUGUAUUUCUUGCGGCUGAUUACAUAAGUCCGUUACUACUUGUAGUACAAAAUUACCAAUGGUAAUUAGACGCUGUAAUCGCCUGCGAUAUUACACUUGCCUCUACCUUACGCAGGAAGGUAAUUGUAUAUGUCGAGGUUUUGUUUACGUGCCUAUUAUUCAUAAUUAGCGAUUACGCUAACUUUCGACAUACAUAUGUACAUAUGUUAAUGUAACGUAAGGAAACAUUUCUUUCCGUGUGACGUGUUUAACAGACGCAACGCUCAUUCGGCAACUUCUUCUUAUCACAGAUAAACGAAUCCUUUUUUUUUUUUGUUGUUGUACGACGAACUCGGGCGCGCUAACACUAACCGAGUUAGCGGCUUUUACUUAAACAAGAUCACUGUACAUAACGCUUAAGCAUUUAUUUAUGUCGUGCUUCUACAAAUGCCCCGUAGUAUUUUAUUUAGUAUCUUAUUAUUAGUCACGAGGUUCACGCUGUUAAUGCGUAACUACGAGCGCGUUACGCAUUAAUUAUUUUGUGCAGCACGUUCGUUCGACGAGAAGAAAAAAAAACGAACGGACGGAAAGAAAGCGUUAGAGCGAUAAAUGUGCUGACAGAUUCUUUUGGCGAAGGAUAAUUUAACCGCACAUAUGGAUUAGACGUUAAAGUGAGAGGUGGUAAAACCGACGAUAAGGCAAUUUUUUUGUGAUAUUUCAAGAUUUUCUAUCCAUCUUUCGGUAUAUUUCACUUCCACGAAACCGAUCGAUUUUAUGGUAGUGUGUCCACCCCAUCUCACCCGAUCUCCCUUCGACUACUUUUUGUUUUUCCAUCGCGAGUCUGUCGUGUAUUAAUCUUACGAUUAACUGUCAUAUCAUGUAUAGUAGAAAUUAAUGGUGAAAAGAGGAAAAACAGUACAUUGUUUCUGUUAAAAUAAACAUUGUUGAAAAAUAA
Messenger RNA from Solenopsis invicta (red fire ant), 5321 nucleotides. RefSeq names its product nascent polypeptide-associated complex subunit alpha, muscle-specific form. The coding region runs from base 293 to 1741 and encodes 482 amino acids. Gene Ontology annotation, molecular function: protein binding. The record is from RefSeq and is a predicted model, not a curated record. Gene Ontology annotation, cellular component: PRC1 complex. NCBI's taxonomy places the organism in Eukaryota, Metazoa, Arthropoda, Insecta, Hymenoptera, Formicidae. The transcript is spliced from 7 exons.